CUGGCUCACCUCACCUGCAGCAGGCCUCGUCUCGGUCAUCCAGCGCAUUGCUCUCAAUCGCUGCAGCGCAUCCAGUCCAAACACACACCGGUCGAAUCGAGCAAUGGCCGCGGGGCUGCAGGUGUUCGGACAGCCGGCUUCCACCGACGUCGCCAGGGUGCUGACCUGCCUCUUCGAGAAGAACCUCGAGUUCGAGCUCGUCCGCACCGACACCUUCAAGAAGUCGCACAAGCUCCCCGAGUUCAUCAAGCUGAGGGAUCCUACCGGGCAGGUGACUUUCAAGCACGGUGACAAGACAAUCGUUGAUUCCAGGACUAUCUGCCGGUACCUGUGCACGCAGUUCCCGGACGACGGGUACAAGAAGCUGUACGGCACGGGGUCGCUGGAGCGGGCGUCCAUAGAGCAGUGGCUGCAGGCGGAGGCGCAGAGCUUCGACGCGCCGAGCUCGGAGCUGGCGUUCCAGCUGGCGUUCGCGCCGCACCUCAAGGACGUGCGGCCCGACGAGGCCCGCGUCGCGGAGAACGAGAAGAAGCUGCACAGCAUGCUGGGCGUCUACGACGACAUCCUCUCCAAGAACGAGUACCUCGCCGGCGACGACUUCACACUGGCCGACCUCUCCCACCUGCCAAACUCCCACUACAUCGUCAACUCCUCCGACAGGGGCAGGAAGCUCUUCACCGCCAGGAAGCACGUGGCCAGGUGGUACGACAAGAUCUCCACCCGCGACUCCUGGAGGCAGGUCAUGAAGAUGCAGAGGGAGCACCCCGGCGCGUUCGAGUGAUGCGUCGUGCUUCCUUCUCUCUGCAUGCAUGCGCGCGUCGCGGCGUGUUCCUCGUCGUCGCCGGCUUCGUGGUCGUCAGGCUUCACACCGUGGUGUGUGGUUGUCGAGUUCGUCGUAUUUCGUAUCGUAUCGUAUCGUAUCGUACGUACGUCCUGUGGGCUAAAAUAACGUGGAGCCUGCGCCUGCCUACGGUGUCUCUCGUGUCUUCCUUUCGCUGCAUAUAUAAGCAGUGUCUUUUUCUGGGUAUUGUAUGGUGACCUAAUCAUCAACUCCUUUUGCAAUAUUGGCCAAUUCAAUAAAAAUAUGUCCGGGCAUUUUGCUCGUUCGCACUA
Messenger RNA from Zea mays, 1113 nucleotides. Its product is annotated as glutathione S-transferase12. Gene Ontology annotation, cellular component: cytoplasm. The record is from RefSeq and is marked provisional. Lineage: Eukaryota; Viridiplantae; Streptophyta; Magnoliopsida; Poales; Poaceae. The transcript is spliced from 3 exons. Gene Ontology annotation, molecular function: glutathione binding; glutathione transferase activity. Gene Ontology annotation, biological process: glutathione metabolic process. The coding region runs from base 104 to 781 and encodes 225 amino acids.